AAGAAUUGAGUGUUUUCUAAUCAGUUUUCAGGGUCAGUUUAGCUGCAGUAUGUCAGAGGAAAGAGGAAAGGACUCUCUCUCUCAGAUGAGUCUCUCAGAGAAACACAGUGUAAGAUCAGGCUCACAUGUGUCCAGCUCUGUGUCUCUGAAGAGUGAUCAGUCUAAUGAUGAAGGACCAAAGUUCAGUGAGAAAACACCAUCAUCUAAGAAAAGUGUAAGAUCAGGCUCACAUGUGUCCAGUUCUGUGUCUCUGAAGAGUGAUCACUCUAAAGAUGAAGGACCAGACUUCAGUGAGAAAACACCAUCAUCUUAUAAAAGGCUUCAAUAUGAGACAUUAGACUCAGAUCUUAAGACUCACAGAAACCACAAGAAUUUCAAAGACAAUCUUCUUGGGAUCUUCCAGGAUCUUGAGAGCAAAAUAAUAACAUUUCUGAAGAAUGAGCUGGAGAAGUUAAAGAAAAUAUUACAACAUGAGAACACACAACACUUUGUGAAGGACUUUAAUGAGAACAGAUCCAGUAUCAAAUCAGCAGCUCUUGAUCUCACACUACAUUACCUGAGAGAGAUGAAGCAAGAUGAAGCUGCUGAUGCUCUAGAAGGUGAGCUUCUCUUCAUUCAUCAGCUGAAAUGUGGCCUAAAGAAGAAGUAUCAAUGUGUGUUUGAAGGAAUGGCGAAGCAAGGUGACUCCACACUCCUGAAUAACAUCUACACAGAUCUCUACAUCACUCAGGGUGGCAGUGAACAGGUCAAUACUGAACAUGAGGUGAGACAGAUUGAAGUUGCUUCCAGACGUCAUGAAGCACAAGAGAUACAGGUUGAAUGCACACAUUUGUUUGAAGCGCCUGAACAAGACGAGGAGAUCCGAACUGUACUGACAAAAGGAGUCGCUGGCAUCGGCAAAUCAGUCUCUGUGCAAAAGUUUGUUCUGGACUGGGCUGAAGGAAAAGAAAAUCAAGAUAUCAGCUUCAUAUUUCCUCUUCCAUUCAGAGAGAUGAACUUAAAGGAGAAAGAAAAACUAAGUUUGAUGGACCUUAUAACUCAGUUUUUCCCAGAGACAAAAAGACUGAACCUUACAAGAAGGAAUCAGUUCAAAGUGCUGUUCAUCCUUGAUGGAUUGGACGAAUGUCGCCUUCCUCUGAAGUUUGAUUGUAAUGAGACGUGGCGUGAUGUAUCGUCACCAGCCUCUCUGGAUGUUCUCCUAACGAACCUCAUGAAGGGAAAUCUGCUUCCUUCUGCUCUCGUCUGGAUCACCAGCAGACCAGCAGCUGCCAGUAAGAUUCCUCCUGACUGUAUCGACCGGCUGACAGAGAUACGAGGAUUCAGCGACGCACAAAAGCAAGAGUACUUCAGAAAAAGAUUCAAGGAUGAUAUUCAAGCCAACACAAUCAUAGAUCAUGUUAAACAAUCAAAGAGUCUCUUUAUCAUGUGCCACAUCCCAGUCUUCUGCUGGAUUUCAGCCACUGUUCUCCAGAACAUUCUGGAGGAAAAGAGAAAUAAUGAUGUGAGAAACACUCAGGCUGAUGAGAUCUCUAAAACACUGCAGGAAUCAAACACUGAAGACACUCCCAAGACUCUGACACAAAUGUACACACACUUUCUCCGCUUUCAGAUCCAGCAGAGCCGCCGGAAAUAUGAUGGAGAAUACACACCAGAUGUUUCCUGGGAUAAAGACGCCAUCCUUUCACUGGGGAAACUGGCAUUUCAUAAUCUGGAAAGAAACAACCUGAUCUUCUAUGACACAGACCUGGAAGCCUGUGGUCUUGACGUCUAUAAGGCAUCAGUGUACUCAGGCAUGUGCACCCAGAUCUUUAAGGAGGAAACAGGGAUCGUUCUUGGUACCAUGUACUGCUUUGUUCACUUGAGCAUUCAAGAGUUUAUUGCAGCCCUUUAUGCACAUCUGUUUCUAGACAUCAACAAGACAAGUGUGUUUGAUCAUGAGUCUACAGAACAGGAAAACAGAAAUGAAACCAUGAUUGAUUUUCUCAAGACUGCAGUGGACAAGGCGCUGGAGAGUGACAAUGGACACCUGGACCUUUUCCUUCGCUUCCUCCUCGGUCUGUCACUCCAGUCCAAUCGACGACUCUUACGAGGUCUGUUGACACAGCGAGACGACACUGACCAGAGCAACAAGGGGAUAGUUCGACGACUCUUACAAGGUCGGUUAACACAGCGAGACGGCACUGACCGGAGCAACAAGGAAAUAGUUCAGUACAUCAAGCAGAAAUUAGAAGAUAAUCUUCCUGCAGAGAGAUCCAUCAAUCUGUUCUACUGUCUGAAUGAACUGAACGACCAAACUCUGGUGAACGAGAUUCAGACCCACCUUAGCAAAGGAAGUCUCUCAUCUGGUGACCUUUCACCUGCCCAGUGGUCUGCUUUAGCCUUUGUGUUGUUGACAUCAGAGGAAGAGCUGGAGGAGUUUGAGCUUCAGAAAUUCAAGAAAUCAGAUGAGUGCCUCAUCAGAUUAUCGGCAGUCAUCAAAACCUCCAAAACAGCCCUGUUAAAUGAUUGUAACUUAACUGACAAAAGCUGUUCAGCUCUGGCUGCAGUUCUUGGAUCAGAGACCAAUCUGAAAGAGCUGAACAUGAACGAUAAUGAUCUGCAGGAUUCAGGAGUGAAGCUGCUCUGCACUGGACUGAAGAAUAUAAAGUGUAAAUUGGAGAUACUGAGUCUGAGUGAUUGCAGUAUUACAGAGGAACAGAGUCUCAUCCUGACUUCAGCUCUAAAAUCAAACCCGUCACACCUGAGAGAGCUGAACCUGAGCGUGAAUAAACUAGGAGACUCAGGAGUGAAGCACUUAUGUGCCGUACUGAAGGAUUCACACUGUAAACUGGAGAGAUUGAGGUUAAGCUGCUGUGAUAUGACAGAUGAAGGUUGUUCUGAUGUGACUUCAGCUCUGAAAUCAAACCCGUCACACCUGAGAGAGCUGGACCUGAGCGGGAAUAAUCUAGGAGACUCUGGAGUGAAAAACCUCAGUGAUCUACUGAUGAACCCACAAUUCAAGCUGGAGAAACUACAUCUGAGUGAUUGCAGUAUUACAAAGAAACAGAGUCUCAUCCUGACUUCAGCUCUGAAAUCAAACCCGUCACACCUGAGAGAGCUGGACCUGAGCUGGAAUAUUCUAGGAAACACAGGAGUGAAGCACUUAUGUGCCGUACUGAAGGAUUCACACUGUAAACUGGAGAGAUUGAGUCUACAGUGCUGUGGCAUUACAGAUGUUUCUUCUUUAACUCAGUCUCUGACUAACUCAAAAGCACUGCAGUUUUUAAAAGAGCUUGAUCUGAGAGGAAAUAAGAUAGGAGACUCAAAGCGGCGGCUCAGAGACGAGCUACGAGACUCAAACUGUGUCCUGAGUGUAGAUGAAGAUUGAUCACCAAACGUCAGUGGAUUUCCAUCAUGGUUUAAAUCUGUGAAACGGAGAUGAGAGGAGCAGAAACCAUCAGGUGAUCCACAGAAGAGUCUCACUGCUGUCUAUGAGGAGAAAUACAUGUGUAAAUGUGUUUCAUACAGGUGGAAGAGACUCAGACCCCACUAUUAAAUAAAGCAGCGUGUGUGUUAGCAUGCAUAUUAGAAACAUGUGAUAUUGAAUGAUUAAUGUUGGUUUAUUAUUCAGCCAAAUGAUGGUUUAGUUGUAAUUAAAGGUGGAACAGAGGAAGAAGCUCAGAUGAGUGUCAGCAGAAAUCUUCACUAUCAGGCCUGCAAAUAUAAUAA
Messenger RNA from Pimephales promelas (fathead minnow), 3708 nucleotides. The record is from RefSeq and is a predicted model, not a curated record. Lineage: Eukaryota; Metazoa; Chordata; Actinopteri; Cypriniformes; Leuciscidae.